This is a messenger RNA of Aegilops tauschii subsp. strangulata, 552 nucleotides long. Lineage: Eukaryota; Viridiplantae; Streptophyta; Magnoliopsida; Poales; Poaceae. The record is from RefSeq and is a predicted model, not a curated record.
AUGGCCUACUUCGAUAAGAAAGCGAAGGAAGAUCCAGAUUUCUUCUACAGGAUAAGAUUGGACGAUGAGGAACGUGUCAGGAACAUGUAUUGGGUGGAUGUCAUAGAGGAGGUCUUUCCGUUGGCAGUGCACAGGCACUGUGGGUGGCACAUUAUAAAGAAGGCUGAGGAGACACUAGGACCGUUCUUUGCUGACCGUCCAGACCUGCACAAGGCAUUCGAGCUGUGCGUGGACCACAGCUUGACGGUGGAGGAGUUUGAAAGGAGCUGGAUGGCUAUGAUUGAAACAUAUCAAGUCCAAGACCACGAGACGCUUGCUAGCUUGUGGGAGAAGCGAAUGUACUGGGUGCCGGCCUACUUCAUGCAGUGCUUCUUCCCGUUUCUGAAGACUACACAGCGCAGUGAGGGGUUCAAUGCUGUUUUGAAGCAGUACGUGAGCCCUGACAACUCAUUACUACAGUUUGCCAAGCAGUACACCGCUUUGCAACAAAAAUACUGGGAUCCGAGCUACAGCAAGAAGCAAACACCGCGCUCAAGCAACCAAAAUUGCUAA